Colletotrichum lupini is the source of this 1260-nucleotide messenger RNA. RefSeq lists its product as uncharacterized. Bases 1 to 1260 code for a protein of 419 amino acids. The record is from RefSeq and is a predicted model, not a curated record. Lineage: Eukaryota; Fungi; Ascomycota; Sordariomycetes; Glomerellales; Glomerellaceae. The transcript is spliced from 11 exons.
AUGGCGCCUUACACCGCCAUUACUUCCAGGCAUGACACCAGUCACUACCAAAGAUAUUGGUUAAUAUCUUACUGGCAGGCCAGAGUCUGUCUCAAAGCCCCCACGCUAUACGGGUGGCAGCUGAAACAGGACUGCGGCGACCAGAAUCUUAAUCUUAGUGUCGAAGAUUCAUCGAUGUUUUCCAGAUCUCUCACUGUCGAGGUCCGAAAUGCAGUACGAUGCCCUUCUGUGGGUACCGACCCAGCACGCUCCGCUCUUGGCUUUUUGCCUUGGCUUGCGAUGUGCGUCUGCACGCGUAUCCAGAGUUUGGUCUGCCGCAUUUCGAAAGCCAUCGAAAUGCUUCUCCUACUGUUGCCGACUGAGCGAGACCGAAAGAAAGGCUUUACGAGAGAAUACUCUAAUUACGUUUCUUGUUUCCUUGUCGAUGGAGACAAUGCCGCCCUUGGAUCGGAGGUUUCUGUCCUUGGCUUGGGGGAGGGGGCUUCUGCCGCGCCUCCCCUUGACUUCCUCCAGCUCCUCCUUCCCCCUCCUGUCAUCCUUGUAAUCGUUGCUCAUGACAGGCGUCAAUCUGUCUUGUUCCUGUCAAUCUCGAGACUUCAUGAGCAUUUGUCACCUUUUUAUUAUGAGAGCAUAAACCAACAUAUCGACCAUCCCAACGCCAUCGCCUCCUGCAAAACCAGCAUCUUGUUUCUUCGGUUCUUCUCCGCGCCUCCCGGCUCCAUCAGCUCCUUUAAUCACCCGGCGUUGGAUUGGCGUCAAAGCACAGCCGCUGCCUCUUCUCAUCCGCCCUGCGCCUCUACUCCCAUGAAGGCAUACCCCUUCCUACUAUUUUCCCUAGAUUAUCAGGAACCGAAUACUGGGGGGAUCAACAUAUUGGAUCGUACCAUUGCCCCAGCCCGGUCUGGCACGUCGCAUCCAACGUACGGGGUACAUUUACCUUAUAAGGCCAGCCUGAGGAUCUCUCCCUCCCCCCAUCAGCCAGCCCCUCCGUCGUCAGCAGUAGCGUGGGUCGUCAAGCGUACAGUGAGCUUGGCUCCGUCAACCUCAAAGCUUGACGUAACACUUGGCUGCGCGGUAUCCGUGAAAGGAAAGGCAGCAGAGUCGACGGGCAACUACUUCUGCGCUCUCGUAUGUCUUUCUUCUGCAGCUGAAAGUGGCACGGGACGAAUCUUUCGACCACCGCGCAUCACCCUAGCUUGUUCAUAUAACCAGCCUCGACCCUUCCGUUGGUUUGAACGGCAUCCUUCUUCUUUUUCCUAA